Neurospora hispaniola is the source of this 759-nucleotide messenger RNA. RefSeq lists its product as uncharacterized. The coding region runs from base 1 to 759 and encodes 252 amino acids. The transcript has 4 exons. The record is from RefSeq and is a predicted model, not a curated record. Lineage: Eukaryota; Fungi; Ascomycota; Sordariomycetes; Sordariales; Sordariaceae.
AUGCCCUAUGCCCAUGAUUUGUUGUUCUCCGGUGGACUGUGCUUCGCUGUGCCUCUGUCAGGCAUGGAAGCAACCCUUGGCUCUCAUCUCAUUGCCGUUCAACAUGUCUAUGGUUCGUUCGGGAUUCCACUGCGCCACUCUGUUGCAGUUGCUGACAGACAUGAAGUGUCCUUAUAUACGGAAUGGGAAGAUCCUUUCCCGUCCGAACAUCGGCUGGAGGGUCACGGGUGGUAUUGGACCGGCACCGAGUCGGGAAGCAAGGUGUCGAGUCCGUCAGCUUAUGUUUGGGUACAGUUCAGGAGCAAGCUGGAACUUCGACUGGGAAGGGGAAGCGAGGGAGCCGAUAAGCCAGUGAGCCAACCAUUUCCAGUACGAGAGCAGUGGCAGGAAUAUUGGAAGCCAAAAGAUCCAGAGGAUAACACAUGGUCCCGGGUACAUACAAACAAGGCGGACAGUCAUAUGUACAACCAACAACGGGUGUAUCAAGGGGUCCCUUGCUUAUUGACAUGUUGGUGUAUUCCUGUCGAGGGCAAACUCUACGGUGCAACUUGUGUUCUCAGAACAUUGUGUAUUCAUGGAGAGCGGACUGAUGUCAUCACCGAAGUGGCCGCACUGGAAGCCGGGAUGGAAGCUGGAGUCGAGGUGGAAAACGGACGGAAGCCGUUUCUCAGGAAAAGACGAGGGGAAGUACUACUACCAUGGCGCGCGGAGGGGGUUCCAGGAAAUGAUCUCCAGGCUACUUUCAAGUUGCAACUGUAA